Dinoponera quadriceps is the source of this 1420-nucleotide messenger RNA. Its product is annotated as deleted in autism protein 1 homolog. The transcript has 4 exons. The coding region runs from base 137 to 1372 and encodes 411 amino acids. The record is from RefSeq and is a predicted model, not a curated record. Lineage: Eukaryota; Metazoa; Arthropoda; Insecta; Hymenoptera; Formicidae.
AUGUGCGCAUGUGGCGUAUCAAACAGUCAUAAAAAGCAACAUAAAGAAAACGCGUGGGCGUUCUCAAGUUUAUCUCUGAUAGAUCUUAAAUUUGGGUUUAAUGCGACUUGCAACUUGCGUUUUGCGUCUUAUGUAGAUGGGCUUUUACGCAUACAAUAUCUUGAGAUUUAAAAAGUGGAAAUUUCUAUUAUUUAUUAGUAUUUUAUGUACUCUUCUUUUAACGAAAAAUGUAGUUAUACAGAAUCUAUAUCCUUCUGUAACGCAGUUAGCGGAAAUACAUAAAUGUCCAGUGUGUUAUGGAGUGUCUGCCUGUCACGAUAUUCACAAAGUAAUUUUCUCAUGGCACGAUGUCAGUACAAUAUUUCUUCAUUUACUUGGAGUUAAAAAUGUAUUCUUUGGUACAUAUAAUCAAAACAAGGUAGUGUUGAAGAAGCUGGCGCAUUCCUCUGAACUGGAAGCAUUUGACGUUUUCUUCUGUGACAAACUCCACCUAAAAUAUCCUUGCUCAAAUGUCUCUAAGAAGAAAUUAAAUAGACAUGCAGCAAAUUUUGACAAUCUUAUCAAAGAGACUAUUACCUCUGAUUUUUUUAAAGAUGAUUCUAGUCGCUUGAGACUCUGUCCAUCGACGCAACAUAUAGAUGAUCUAUUUCACAAUAUAUAUCUCAAUUAUAAAUACACCGAUUCUACGGAAUAUUUGAUUCAUCUCUGGAUGUUGCUUUCUAUUAAUCCAGAACCGCUAAUCCUCCAGAUAUUAUCUGUUGAAAAUGGUUGGCCUGUACCAAAAUAUUUCGGAGCUUGCGGUCGUAUUAUUAUAGAGGAAUAUGUUGGAUUACCUCUUACAGAUUAUUACAAUAAACCUUGGGUGCAAAGAGCAAGAAUAGCUUCAAGUCUUUUAGGUGCCGCUCACAUGUUUACUUUCAAGAAUCAGAACUUUGGUUUUUACUUAACGGAUGUAUCAGCCGAUAAUAUUGCCGUUGAUCAUGAAGAUGUAGCAAAAUUUAUCGAUUUAGAAAAUAUCAUUAUUGUUGACAAAAAUAUCCCUCCAAAAAAACGAUCAAAAGAUUGGCAUGAAUUGCAAGAAAAUAGACUGCAUCUUGAUUUUCCUAACUACUUUGCAUUCUCUUCCAAGGAUAUUUGUAAUCGUCAUUUAAGUGAUCAUAAUUACUACGCGAUUUGUCAGCUCCUAUUAGGUGUAGGAAAUGAAAACCCAUUUCCUGGUGGAUUUCUUCACGACAUACCUAUUCGAUGGCAAACUAGAAAUGUUGAAUAUCUAUUACAACAGUGCGCUGUUCCUAAUUCAAACGAUUCUAGGAUAAUUUUUGGUCAACGACUCAAGACAUCUUUGGAUACGUUAUUGAGAGAACUAUCUUAACACAAACAUGAAAUUAUAUUAAAAAGAAUAAAUGGAGUUAAAAUUGAA